AUGAGCAUGUCAACCAGCCAUGCCACGCAGCCAAAGGGAGCGCUGAAAGUGGGAGCAAGCCUAACAGGCCAAACUGGGGAACUCUACUACAUCGAUCAGGACGGAAAGAAGCAUGCCAUUAAAAAUAUAUAUUCCACUGAAUUCGAAUAUCAGUGGGGCCUACAGACGCCUCUUGCAAGCUGCCCUAACCUAAGAGUAGUGAAGGAUACUGUUCCUGAGCACCUCUUGUUUAUAUAUGACUUCCUUACCGAAGAUUUACUCGGCCUAGCUAGGAAAGACGGUCUUUCUUAUAUAGCUAGAAAGAGAAUCCUGCGGGAUUCGUUAACUGGACUUGCCGCUCUACAUGAACGGGGCAUUUUGCACGGUGAUAUUAAGCCAAACAACAUAUUUGUCGACUGUGACCUCGUUGAUGGCACAAUCAAAAUAGAGAGAACUCAAAUUGGAGACCUGGAGAUGGGUUCGAUGAUUCCCCCUGGCCUAAAUGUUCGUGGUGCCCGGCUUGGAAAUCCCAUGUGGCGAAGCCCGGAGUCCCACGCUGCUGCCCGUAUCAACACUCCAUCUGACAUUUUCUCCUUUGGCCUUGUUUGCAUAUAUACCAUGCUUCACAAGAAUAUUUUCCAUAUCAACGAAAGGGAUAUAGAUGUUUAUGAAAAAGAUCGUAUUAUAGUCAAGCGGUUGCUCUCUCAUUUCGGGGAUGGCCCUGGUUUGGUUGGGUUCCUACAACACCUGGAAGAUGAUUCUGCCGAGUGGCGAGAUAUUGUUGUUGCUGUUGCUGAUGAGUUUACUCCGGAGGACCCGCGAAAGCCACUUUCGAUGUGGGAGGAUGUUGACGAGCCCUUUCGGGAUGUCCUCGCUAAGAUGACAAGUCUGGAUCCUGCGAGAAGGAUAACCGCAAAUGAUGCCCUUGAGCAUCCCUGGUUCAAUAAUAUAUGA
Trichophyton verrucosum HKI 0517 is the source of this 933-nucleotide messenger RNA. RefSeq lists its product as uncharacterized. The transcript has 4 exons. NCBI's taxonomy places the organism in Eukaryota, Fungi, Ascomycota, Eurotiomycetes, Onygenales, Arthrodermataceae. Gene Ontology annotation, biological process: mitotic DNA damage checkpoint signaling; protein phosphorylation. Gene Ontology annotation, molecular function: protein serine/threonine kinase activity; ATP binding. Bases 1 to 933 code for a protein of 310 amino acids. The record is from RefSeq and is a predicted model, not a curated record. Gene Ontology annotation, cellular component: nucleus.